Messenger RNA from Effrenium voratum, 1465 nucleotides. NCBI's taxonomy places the organism in Eukaryota, Dinophyceae, Suessiales, Symbiodiniaceae. The record is from the annotation of a GenBank genome assembly.
UGUGUCUGUGUGUUUCUCUUGUUUUUCCCGCGCCUGAGCCGGAAGCUCAGCGGGUUCCGGAAGCUCAGACCGCAGCUUAGAUAAGCGGAGACGCGCUGGAGACGAUGGAGCCCGCGGAAUUCAUGGAGAUUUGCGCUGAAGCAGAAGAAGGGCGCCUGGAGCGUCUCCGGCAACUUCUGGCGCGCCCGGACGCUGCGAGCCUGAGGAUCUCCGGUGCAACUUUGGUGUCCGCCUGUUGCGCCCUGGGCAGUGAGCACGCGCUGGAGCUUGCGGUGGCCUCGUUACCGCAGCAGCUGAAUGCAGUGGACAGCCUGGGCUUUCCGGUGCUCCACGGCGCCUGCGAGCGCCGGGAAGGCGUCGGACUCUUAAGCCGGCUGCUGGAGGCGAAGGCGCUGCCAGAACAGCUCACCGCUGACGGGCGGUACCGCCUGGGCCAAACGUCAACCAUCUACAACGAGGGUGGGCGGACAGCCUUCCACGUGGCCGCCACCACGGGCGACGCAGAGAUUGUCCAGCUCUUGCUGAAGUCAGGCCCUGGUGCCCUCGACGCGCUGGACAGCUUCGGCAACCGGCCGCGCGACCUGGCGGAGGAGCAGAUGAUGCUGGAGCCGGGGAAGGGCCAUGAAAGGGUCUUCGAGCUCUUUGGAGGGUCCUCCACUUCUCUGACCGCAGCAGAGGCGCGAGCGCGCCGAAAGGCGCGGGAGCACGAGCUCCGGCGCCGGGUGGCGUGCCAGGACGAGGAGAGGUGCCUUCAAGAGAAGAUGGUCAUGGAAGAGGCGUUGCGCGCCUACCAGCCACUCGAUGCGCCCCUGGUAUCCGGAGAAUGGCCGAGCUGGGGAGACUGCGCAAGCUCUUUGGAGGAGCGCUCCCCCGGCGUCUUCCUUUUCCAGCUGCUGCCAUCAGAGCUUUGUGGAAGGGUUUGGGCUGAGAUUGAGCACUACCUUCAGCGAGCGGAGGAGCAGCAGCUUCCGCGGCCGGUGCGCCACGACGGGUGCCUGGACGUCUCUCAGAUCUUCCCUCAGAUGCUGCGACGGAUCUCGGCCGCUGCGGGGCCUGCGCUGCGGAAGCUGGCGGAGACGCCACGCUUGCGCCACGCCUUCCGCACCAAGAACUUCCCCCAGCGGGACGAGGACUUUGCCCGGCACAAGGACAAGUACGCGGUGACGCUGAAUGUCUGCCUGCGGAGGAGCGAGGACCUGCAGGGCUCCAGGGUCUUCUUCUUCGCCAAUGACACGGACCCGCCCAUCUACUGCCACGAGCAUCAGGUGGGCCUCGCGGUACUGCACUCCUCUAAGGAGUGGCACCAGACCGAGGAGUGUUACCAAGGUGAGCGCGGCUCCUUGAUUCUGUGGUACGACUAGGGCGUUUUCGCGCCGCGGAACAAAAAUGCUCGUCUCUCCCUAGUGAGACAUUCAGCCUUUGCCUCACGUAGUUUUGGUUUUGUCUCAAAAUCGGGAGCCCCCCU